UGUGACAUCAAAAUGAUCUAUCUGUUCUUCCUCUAAAUCCUAACCUUCACCCCAUACACACACUUUAACACAAUUGUGUCCCCUCCAUUGGGCACAUAGCUCUCCUUGACUUCCCAGCAUUUCUGUCUGUGUGCCUUUGCACCUCCUCCCCCCUCCACUGUGGAUUUCCUCUCAGACAGGGAGCGUGUGGUGUGUAAUCAGAUGGCAACGAAUGAUAAUCCAGCAAUACACCUACUCUGUCUGUCCUGUUCACUUAGAGCUAAACGAGAGAGCAAGAGUGGAGGAGAGGAAAGAAGUGAAGGAGGCGGGAGCCGUCUGGGCAGAGGGGAAGGAGACGAGAGGGGGAAGUGGGAGUAGAUACUUCAAUAUGGAGGAAAGUCAACGACCUACAUCUGAGAUCUACCUCCCAAGCAUCAGUCUUGGAUCUGUGGACACUGAAACAGUGGAGGAGCAUGAGCUGCCAAUUAUUUCUUUAUCCAAAAGCUCAACAGAAAUGGUGAGUGGGCCUCCUCAACGAACGGAGCUGGCAUGGUACAGUCAGAACUUGCGAAAGAGCGCAAGCAGUGCAGCAUGUACUCAAAGGCCUGUCAGUCUGGGUGGACCCUCGACGGAAGUCCCUGUGAAUGUUUGUGACCAAGAACAGUGGAGCAUGUGCAGUGGCAACAGUACCCCUGAGACUGUAAUCUGGCAUGGAGGAACUGCAAGAUCCUGGAGCUUCAUGGAGGACUCACCCAGAAGGACUCCAAUGCAAGAUCCACUCCUGGGGCAAAAUCAGGUCCAUAGUGGUGUGAAAUGUGUGCCACACUCACCAUCCACAAAUAGGGAUUUAAGGAUGAAGGGUCUUGUGUGCAGAGAGGGAUGUUGUCAAUGUUGCAGACCUGCAGAGAACCUGACAGGAUGCAGUUGUUGCAAAGCACCUUGUAGAAUGAGUUCUUCGGGUCUUAGCAACAACUUCACACCACAGGGAGCGAAUACAGAAGACAACGCUCAGAGCAACUGUGACAGCCAUCAUUUAACUGCAUGCCAUAGAUCUACCUUUUCAGGACAUAUGAUAAGCACUACCUGUUUGAGGAAUACUUGCAGUGUUGUUCCAUGCCCUGGGCAUUUUAUAUCACGGCCACCUUGUGAAGGAAGCCCUUGUGCGGGACAAAGAACACUGCUCCAUUCAGGCUUGCUUGGUUUUCCACCACUUGUGACCUCAGUCAGCGAGACCAGACUUGACAGCCGGAGUACAGGCCAUUGCUGUGGAUCCGAGUUAAGAGGGCAGAACUCUUCCUGCCUUAGACUAGACAGAACAGGCCAAACUGGCUUUAACAGGACAGUCAAAGAUGCCACUACUAUGACAUCUGACCAUGAGCUCAGAGAUGUUGGUGUCCAGACUGUGUCUGAUUCCCUUGCUUCCCCUCUUCCUCACAUAUUACCUGAAAUUAGUUUGAGAGUGGAUCCUAUCUUGGACACAUGUUUGACCGCGGAACACAUGUGCCACAGGACCCCUGUGAAGGAGGUGGAAUGGGAUGCUGAGGGUAUGACCUGGGAAGUGUAUGGUGCAGCUGUGGACCCCGAAGAGCUUGGCCUAGCAAUCCAAAGGCAUCUAGAACUUCAGAUCGAAGAGACUGCAGCUGCUGCAGCUGCGGUGGCUCAAACGGAAGACUCCAUGGACAAUGUCACUAGCCUGGCACUGCAGCCCAGGCAACGGAAGAAGAGCGAAGGCAUUAUAAGAACACUGCGCAGUUCAGCGUGUUGCUCUAACGUCAGUACUGUGGGAGACUAAAGUGAUCAGUGAAGGGCCGGAGCUUGUCUUUUCAGUAUGUGGAUGUCUAGAAAAGGUAUAACAGAAAGGUAAAGGCUUUUGCUUGAAGGUGGAAAUGGAUUGAAAAUAGCUCUUUGCAUACUGUAUAUAUUUAUUUAGCUAAAGCAAAUUGUCCUUCAAAUAAUAUCUCUAAAUAUUCCAAAGCCUUGUCUGUUUAGUGGAAGCUAUUAAAGCUCCACUACUGAAUCAGUAGAGCAGUGAUGUUUGGAGUUACAUUGCAAGCUAGCGUUGCAUAGAGCUGCCAUUCAAAGUUUACAUAUAAUGGUGUGUUUCUACCUACCUUCACACAUGGUCUUGUCCCUGUCUUGACCUCCAGUUUAUCUUUUAGAUACCCCCUUUGGCUUGAAAUACCAAGCACUGAGUAUUGUCUUUUUAAUGCUUAUUAUAGGCUAAAAAUGUCUGGUUGUACUUGUUGGAUUUUGUCAAGCAAACAACAGAUUACUGAACAUUAUCUAGGGAUGCAUUAAAAUUAGUGGAACUCUUGGAAAUCCUGAAGUGCUCCCUGGAGCAGAUCUGAAGACUAGUUCUAGUCAGUCUAUGUGCUAGCCCUCAAAUUAUGGUGGAUUUAGAUUUCUUUGUUUUCUGUUCUAACAGAUUCAUGAUGUUAAACCCUUUAUAGUCAAUCAUAAUCCACCAGCACUAAAUGGCAGAAAUUUCAGUACAA
Molecule: messenger RNA, 2474 nt
Organism: Carassius carassius (crucian carp)
Lineage: Eukaryota; Metazoa; Chordata; Actinopteri; Cypriniformes; Cyprinidae
Exons: 2
Coding region: 212-1771 (519 amino acids)
Biological process (GO): neuron projection development
Cellular component (GO): plasma membrane
Source: RefSeq, a predicted model, not a curated record